AUGUUGGUUCAUAUGUGUCACGUAGCGCGUAAAGAAACGACAAGCGACUACAGAGAAAAUAUACUAAAUUGUCGUAGUGUUGUCAAAAGCAUCACCAUAAAUGUUUUAAUUAUUAUUUUUUUUGCUAUAAUUAUUUUGUAUAUUAGAAAAUAAUUUGUAAGAUUUUGUAGAAGGAAAAAACAUUAGAUAAAGAUGUUUCGAGAGGGACAAUACAUAGAAGUGAUAAAGCUGUGGGUGUGUUUUCAGGCUUCAGACAAUUGUGUGGCGACGGUUGUCGUUACUGUACAAGAACAAAUUAUCGAAAUGAAGAAGAAAAAGAUUUCAACCAACAAGUGGCUCGAUCUUGAAGAUUGGGCGGCAGUUUAUAAAAUAUUGGAAAGAGUCGUUCUACGUAACUGCAAAAACAAUAUUAACGAGCAAUGUCGUAGGAAAUUUGAAGGCUGUCAAUGGAAAAAAUCUACAAGACAAUUGGAGAUCACGUGUACAAUUGAAUCCUUUGAAUGGACCAAAGAUACAUCAUUGUUAACGAUUAGAGUAAACGUAUCACCUGCAAGAAGAAAGUUAACAAAGAAUGAUAUACAUGAACAAAGCUCAGGUGAUGAAAAGCCAGCUUCUAAAGAAUUAUUAGAUAGUUUAAUAAAGAAGGAAAAAGAUCUAGAAAAACCCGAAAACCAUAGCAGUUCGCAGAUAGAGCGGUCAAACUAUUCUUCUCAUCAGGUAUUAGAAGAGUAUGUACCAGAUGCACCUAUAAAAAAAAACUCUUCUCCUUUAAAAUAUAUACCAAGUAGAAAAAGUACACUGCAGAGUAUGCAAAUGCCAUCUAAUGAAUAUACACCAGUACAAACAUGCAAUGAUGGUUUGGAUAAUGUUCCAUAUGUACCUAACUCCAUUAAAAAGCUCAAUGCUUCUUACGAAGCUUAUGAACCUCAUAGUAUUACUUCCAUGGAAUUAGUAGAAGAAUAUGUACCUAAUUCUAAAGGUAUAAAGACUUUGGUCGAAGAAUAUGAGCCUAAUUUUAGAGGAAAGUUAAUGAAAUUUGAUGAAAGUUACGUACCAUCUACCGUACAAAUUUCAAACGAGGAUGUCAAAAGAGUACAAAAAAUAGAAAAAUUAAAGUCACGUAGAAAAGGAACACUUACAAAUAAAAAAAAAACAGAAUUCGUUUAGUACGAACAAAGUGAAUUGUAUAAACUGAUCAUCAUGAAAAUUACUUUUGAUAAAUGCAUUACUUAUAGUAUAUGUGUGCGCGCGCGUGUGUGUGUAUAAUAUUAUAUAUAUAUACAUAUAUAUACAUAUAUAUAAUAUAUAAGUACAUAUAUAUAUAAAUAAUUUUAUUAUAAUAUUAAUAAAAAAAUAAUUAUCCUGUAUCGCUUUAAUAAAAUGUAUAUUCUUAGAA
Messenger RNA from Vespula vulgaris, 1396 nucleotides. RefSeq lists its product as uncharacterized. NCBI's taxonomy places the organism in Eukaryota, Metazoa, Arthropoda, Insecta, Hymenoptera, Vespidae. The record is from RefSeq and is a predicted model, not a curated record. The transcript is spliced from 3 exons. Bases 193 to 1167 code for a protein of 324 amino acids.